Molecule: messenger RNA, 448 nt
Organism: Centruroides sculpturatus (bark scorpion)
Lineage: Eukaryota; Metazoa; Arthropoda; Arachnida; Scorpiones; Buthidae
Exons: 3
Coding region: 75-422 (115 amino acids)
Source: RefSeq, a predicted model, not a curated record
AAGAAAUUAAAGGCCAAUUCUACUCCGAAGUAGUGAUAUCUAUAAAUGAAUUAGAAUUUUAAUUUUUAUAAACUAUGUUUUCCUUACUAACGAUUUUUAUAUUUUCUACAGUCGUUUUGGCUUCACCAAUUGAUAAUCCAGAUCGAGUUGAUGUAUUUUACCCAACUUUGAAGACAUUAAAAUCUGGAGAAAAGAGAAUUACGUUUCGUGUUGACGAACAAGACGUAGAUAUAAUAUUGGAACCUGCUGAUCAACUAAUAGCGGACAAUUUUACUAUAACUCAUUUAAAUGAUGAAAAUAAACAUUAUUCGGCUGAUGUAGGUAAUUUUAAACAGAAACUGUUCAGAAAUAAAGAAAAAGGAGCAGCAUUUCAUAUCGAUGAAGAUGGACCACUAACAAUAGUUAGUUUUAUUCAGUUUUAAAAUUUUGCCUGGAUAUAAAUCAUUUU